CUCCUUUAUCAUUCUAGUUUAGGAAUCUUAUUCAAGCUCCAUUGAUGGAGGUUUCUAUACUUGUAUUAUGUAAUUGAGUGAUGGGAGGGUAAUAAUGAGAAAGAGCAGGCUUGGACGUUAGCCUAAAAAGUCCCGUGGUUUUCUCCCUUUCCGGGUUUCCACGUAAAAAUAGCUAGUUUAUACACCUUUUAAAUUUAUAUUUACAAUCUCAUGUUGGAUUAAACUCAACAUUGGCACCGUCUUUGGGAACAAAUAAAAAAACAUAAUGUGUUCUUGAUUUUCUACAAAAUUUGGAGACAAAAACGGCUAUUGAUUUCAACAACAAGAAGGAAAAAUGAUUCGGAGGUGAACUGAUUUCAGCAAUUAAGAAGGGAAAAACAGUCCACAAUGACAACCAAAAACGUUGUCCAGCCAUGUGAAGUAGCUUCACCCUCUUCAAAGAUAGCAGCUGUGGAUGAACCGCCAUAAAAUUUAGCAUGUGGGACAGCAGCAGGAGACUCAUGUGGGGAUGGGCCCCGCACACUUAGCAACGAGGAGGGUGGCCUCUAUUCACCCAUCACGUGGGGAGGGGCACAGGAAAUGGCAGAUGAGUAAUAUCGUACUCUGAGAUGACAAGUUCUGACACAAACACAAGUGAAUGAUUGGACAGAUUCAUCAAUAUCUGAGAGAGAACCCCGACUCCCGAACGGGAACAUCCCGAACGCCAAGGCAAAUUACUGUACCGACGGGAAUCCCAUGGCACUAGUUCAACAUCUACAAACGGGAGCAUCUACAAUACCCGACCAUUCCGAAGGAUCUGCAGAAGAGGUCAUGCACAUCAGCAGAAAAAUAACCUCUUCGAAUCAUAAAAGGACCGAACGGGAGUUCCCCGGACAUUCUCCAAAGGGGCUUGACCGGGCCGAACAUCAACCAUGGCUUAAGGUGCAGCGUUUUACUCAUGAUCAAUCAUGCCAGAGAGGAUGGGGUUCCAAUCAUCAAUUGCCUUAUGUUAAUAAUAUUCAUUUGUGCUUCUCUUACACUUCAAGCAAAUAUGCAUUUUAUGUAAUUCUUCAUAUCAUAUUUCAAGCAUAACAACUAAUUCUGUUGAGGGUAGGUCCCGUAGAUCCGAAAGCUCAACACGAACUUUGGAUAUAUCAGGAAUGGUCCAGAAUCAAAGUGUGUGAGAAAAUAUAAAAUCUGAAUUAACUAGAACUCGAAAACCCAAUUGUAU
Messenger RNA from Cuscuta europaea, 1210 nucleotides. The record is from the annotation of a GenBank genome assembly. Lineage: Eukaryota; Viridiplantae; Streptophyta; Magnoliopsida; Solanales; Convolvulaceae.